Messenger RNA from Condylura cristata (star-nosed mole), 1082 nucleotides. RefSeq names its product intraflagellar transport 140 (gene IFT140). Gene Ontology annotation, cellular component: axoneme; ciliary basal body; intraciliary transport particle A. The record is from RefSeq and is a predicted model, not a curated record. The transcript is spliced from 6 exons. Gene Ontology annotation, molecular function: protein binding. The annotation marks the transcript as partial. Gene Ontology annotation, biological process: intraciliary retrograde transport. Lineage: Eukaryota; Metazoa; Chordata; Mammalia; Eulipotyphla; Talpidae.
CCACGGCUGACCAGCGUCCCCCGCAGCGAGGCCGUCUGGGAGAGCAUGGCGCGCAUGUGCGUGAAGACGCGGCGGCUGGACGUGGCCAGGGUGUGCCUGGGCAACAUGGCCCACGCGCGGGGGGCCCGGGCCCUGCGCCAGGCUGAGCAGGAGCCUGAGCUGGAGGCCAGGGUGGCCAUGCUGGCCAUACAGCUGGGCAUGCUGGACGACGCCGAGCAGCUGUACGAGCAGUGUGGACGCUACGACCUGCUCAACAAGCUGCUCCAGGCCAGCGGGCAGUGGCAGCGGGCACUGGAGCUGGCCGAGCGACGGGACCGUGUGCACCUGCGCUCCACGCACUACAGCUACGCGCGGCACCUGGAGGCCAGUGGGGACCGCAGCCGGGCCCUCAGCCACUACGAGAAGUCGGACACGCACCGCUUCGAGGUGCCCCGGAUGCUGUCCGAGGACCUGCCGUCGCUGGAGCUCUACGUUGACAAGAUGAAGGACAGGGCGCUGUGGCGCUGGUGGGCGCAGUACCUGGAGAGCCAGGCGGACAUGGCGGCCGCGCUGCACUACUACGCGCUGGCGCAGGACCCCUUCUCCCUGGUGCGCAUCCACUGCUUCCAGGACAACGUGCAGAAGGUCGGCCCCGGGGCGCGCGGGCGCCCCCCGCAGUACCACGAGGCCCUGCAGCUAUGCCUGGACCAGAACAUGACGCUGACGGAGGAGAUGGCCGAGAAGAUGACCGCGUCCACGGGCGCCCAGGACCUGGGCGCCGAGGCCCGGCGGGAGCUGCUGGAGCGGGUGGCCGACUGCCUCAUGCGCCAGGGCAGCUACCACCUGGCCACCAAGAAGUACACGCAGGCGGGGGACAAGCUGAAGGCCAUGCGGGCCCUGCUCAAGUCGGGGGACACGGAGAAGAUCGUCUUCUUCGCCGGCGUGUCGCGGCAGCGGGAGCUCUACGUCAUGGCCGCCAACUACCUGCAGUCCCUGGACUGGCAGCGGGAGCCGGCCAUCAUGAAGAACAUCAUCAGCUUCUACACCAAGGGCCGGGCCCUGGACCUGCUGGCCGGCUUCUACGACGCCUGCGCCCAGGUGGG